This is a messenger RNA of Staurois parvus, 717 nucleotides long. NCBI's taxonomy places the organism in Eukaryota, Metazoa, Chordata, Amphibia, Anura, Ranidae. The record is from the annotation of a GenBank genome assembly.
AUGUUUCUGGACAAAUGUGAAGGAGAUCUGAGUGAUCUAAGAGGGGACAAUACACCAUCAUCAUGUCCUCCAGAAGGAGAAGAAGAUGAAAUUCCAAAAAAGAAACAUCGCAGAAACAGAACAACCUUCACUACCUACCAAUUGCAUGAAUUAGAAAGAGCAUUUGAGCGUUCCCACUACCCAGAUGUAUAUAGCCGAGAAGAGCUUGCCAUGAAGGUUAGCCUGCCAGAGGUUCGGGUACAGGUGAGACUACACAAAAGGGGGGUGGCUAAAUUCACUGUUUGGUUCCAGAACCGAAGGGCAAAAUGGAGGCGUCAGGAGAAGCUAGAGUCUUCUUCUGCCAAACUUCAUGAUUCCCCAUUGCUCUCAUUUUCACGGACACCAAUAACCACCAAUGUUGGGCCACUAAGCUCUUCUUUACCUCUGGAUCCAUGGCUCACCUCCCCCAUUUCUACAGCCAGCAGUGUGCACAGCAUACCAGGAUUUAUAACCCCUUCUCAAAAUCUUCAGUCUCAUUACACUGGUCAUACUUUCCUCAAUAGUGCACCUACAAUGACAUCUAUACAGCCUCUCAGCAGUGGCCCCUACCAAUGCAUGGGAGGCUUUGUUGACAAGUUUCCAAUAGAGGAGUUGGACCGAAGCUCCAGCAUUGCUGCACUACGCAUGAAGGCCAAGGAGCACAUUCAGACCAUAGACAAGACUUGGCAGCCUAUCUGA